This is a messenger RNA of Zootoca vivipara (common lizard), 2559 nucleotides long. RefSeq names its product chromosome 1 C14orf132 homolog (gene C1H14orf132). Lineage: Eukaryota; Metazoa; Chordata; Lepidosauria; Squamata; Lacertidae. The record is from RefSeq and is a predicted model, not a curated record.
AUGUGCCAUUUGCUUGUGGAGGCUCGAGCUACAGCAAGCAUCGGGGCGGACCAUGUUCCGAGGAAGCUGGGGACAGCCAGGCAGCCGCGCGGGCUCCGCCACCCCAGGGAGCUGGAACUGGUAACGCGCCCCAAGCUGCUGCUGGGGGAGGCCCCUCCCCAGCCCCCCAGAGACGAAGCCACGCCGGGGGGUAGCAGCAAUCUCAGCACCAGCUUCACCGCCAGUUCGGCGAGGAGCACCAACAACAACAGCGCCAGCAGUAGCAGCAGCAGCACCUCGGGAUCCAGCAGCACCAUGGAUCUCUCCUUUAUGGCCGCGCAGCUUCCAGUUAUGGGAGGAGCCUUCAUGGAUUCGCCCAACGAGGACUUUAGUACGGAAUACUCCUUGUUUAAUUCCUCUGGCAACGUCCAUGCAGCUGCUUCAAUGCCGAACCAGCCUGAAGAUGCCUCCCGUUCUUCAAAUGACGCCAUUUUGUUAUGGAUUGCAAUUAUAGCCACAAUUGGAAACAUAGUUGUUGUUGGAGUUGUGUAUGCCUUCACGUUCUGAGAAGAAAGGACAACAGCUAGGGGAGGUGGACAGUUGCUGUUUCAUCAGCGCAGAGUGUGUGUGUGUAUGUAUGUAGAUAUAUAUAUAUAUGCGCACAUGCCUAUAUACAAAUGUAAAUCUUUUUAAAUAUUUGUAGGUAGACCCUUGUUAGCUAAGAACAAGCUUAACAAUAGGUGACCAAAAGAUAAUGAGGCCGGGGAGCCACCCUUGAGGUCCUUUGUAAAUGAUGUGGGGAGGAAGCAUCUCAUUAGCAGCAUAAUCAAUUAAAUGUAAAGCUUAACAUGAAAAGCCAGUGAAUCUAGCUCGCUAUUGUCUUACUGACUGGCAGCAGAUCUCCAGGGUUUCAGACAGAGGGACUUUACCCCAUCUCCUAUCUGGAGUUGCCAGGGAUUGAACCUGAGACCUUCUGAAUGCAAAGCAGAGGCUUCACAACUGAGCUACAGCCUUUCCCCAUCAUGCAAACUGCAACGCACACAAAAGAAAAGGCAGGUGUGCUCCCCAAGGGCUCUGGUGCUUGCUGGCUAGUGAAUUUGUUGCUUCUCUCAUUUCUCUUUGGUUUUAAGUAUCUAAUUACUCCUGAACUGGAGCUUUGUACAUGAAUACUUUUCCUCCUUACGUUCUGCAGCAAUAUUUUUUCUUGCCCUCCAUAGGCACUGGACAAGUAGACAUGCAGAACUGGUUUUAAUUUUUAUUUUUAAAUGACAGGAAGGUUCUGGCAAGGCAGCAUGUGGAGAGUACCCCUUUUUUGUUGUCCAUUACAAAGGCACAUUGAAAUAUUUCAGUCGGUUUUGUAGAUACGGUUACUUUCCUAGCAGUUCCUCCUGCCGGGGGAAAGAAAACGGCUCAGGUGUCUAGAAAGUUGUACAAUCCAGUUGCAUAAAUCUGAAAACCCUGAGUCUGGAAGGAUAACAUGGUGGAAGUUCAGGAUCUGAUAAUGAAAUAGAGGCUUGUAACAAUAUUGAUAGAGUCUUGUAUUGAUCUUGGUUAUACAGUAUGGGGAAACAUAAUGGUGACAAUCCCGAAGCCACUCUCUCAUGCACAGAGAGAGAUUCUAAUGUCUUCUAACCCAGCUGCAUUGAACAAAGUCUGUGAUGGUCUAGAACAGAAUGAGAUGUUAUUGUGUGUCUGUGGCUCAGAAACCAAUGCCACUCUUUCACCAGGUCCAUAGAGAUAUUUGUAUAAAAAAUAAUGUCAAAGGGAAUUAGGAGAAGACCUUUUUUUUUGCUGUUGUUCUAAACCAGGGAUAGAGAACCUAUUCUUGUGGCUCCAGUUUCCAGCAGACCCAGCCAGCAUGGGCAAUAGACAGGGAGGAUGGGAGUUGUAGUCCAACACCAUAUGGAGGGCUCCAGUUGUCCACUCACUGCUCUGCACUCACUUGCCACCUGCUACUUCUCUGAGUCAUCAUUGCUACCACCUGCUUGCUUGUCAGACACAGUCAAAAAACAAUCAGACAGUGACGGCUGGUUAUCAGCAUCACUACUGCAGCACAUAGAGGUCCAAAGGCAAUGGUGUAGUGGCUUAUGGAGAUGUCACCGAUCUGUUACCAUUCCUCUUGUAGGUCCCUGUUUCCAGUGUUCUAGAAUCACCCGGAAAGGGGAGCUUUUGUAGCCUCUGUAUGUUCUCAAGCUAAGCAUUUAGGGACACCAAGAACACAAGGUGCUUCAGUUUCAGGAGAAGGUUGUAAAAUGGAACUUCAUGGAAAAAAACCCACACAACUCAAGUCACUCUGAAAGAAGAUACUGGAACACUCUGUGGACACGCACAGAAAAUGGUAGUUCUAAAAAGUAAUAUUUUAGAAAGUUAUAUAAUUGUAGAAGGGAUAUAGCUGUGAGGGGGCAUGGCUAGGACUAGCAGGAAGGGACACUGCACUUCUAAAUUUGUCACUACAGUGGUACCUCUACUUACGAAUUUAAUGCGUUCCAAACACACAUUUGUAAGUCGAAAAAAAUUGUAAGUUGAAUCCCAUAGGAAUGCAUUGGGAGAAAAAUUCGUAAGUCGAAGCAACCCUAUCUA